AUGCCAGGUUGGGUCCAACGAUUCAAUGCUCUGAAGCAGUCGCUGUGGAUCAAGAGCAAGUUCCGUGGUGACCGAUCCUUGAAGAAGAAGAACGCGAAGUCUACAUAUGCCCUCAUCGCGAAGGAUGAACUGAAAGUCGCGGCUGCUCAAGCUGAAGUUGAACUGAUCUUCAAGGUCAAGAAGACCGAGCACCAUAAGAAAUAUCUCGUUUGGCAGCUUGAGAAGCCCCAUAGUAAAGAAGCUGGCGAGAUAGGAGUCGCCCUUUCAUAG
This is a messenger RNA of Clonostachys rhizophaga, 270 nucleotides long. The record is from the annotation of a GenBank genome assembly. NCBI's taxonomy places the organism in Eukaryota, Fungi, Ascomycota, Sordariomycetes, Hypocreales, Bionectriaceae.